GUUUGAGAACACGGCCAGGCCCGGGAAGCACCAGGCCGUGGCGCUGAGGGUGGGGUCGGACCGGUCGGUUUUCUACCGGUGCAGCUUCAAGGGCUACCAAGACACGCUCUACACCCUCUCGCUCCGGCAGUUCUAUCGGAGCUGCCACGUGUACGGCACAGUGGACUUCAUAUUCGGCGACGCGGUGGCGGUGCUGGAGGACUGCGACAUCCUCGUGCGUCGGCCGAUGGACCACCAGUCCAACUUCAUCACGGCGCACCGGGAUCUCGGUCGUCGGCUGCCGCGUGCGGGCGGCGCCGGAUCUCCGAGGCGCGGAGGGGAGGUUCGAGACCUUUCUGGGGCGCCUUGGAAGAAAUUCUCAACUAAAAGUUGGGUAGAAUCGAUGAGAUUAUUUUAAUUUGUAUUGGCUUGAUGAUUACGUGUUGAGAUAAUCCACUACUCUCACUCUCGGCAUUUUUGGAUUAUAAAAAUAAAGCCGCUGCAUGUCAUUUCUGCUCCUUAAUCAUUCUCGCAUCACCGCCAAAAAGGUGGUACCAGAAACCUCUCCCCUUCACUCACAACACACACUGAUCUGCCGCCAUUUCUCGCCCUCGAUCGAUUCAAUUUCUAUCUGUCGAUCCUGGAUUUUACGAUUUCUGUGUUUAAUUCACUCCAUUGGGUGUCUAAUUCUGGUACUAAGGUUUGUUUUGGGUUUUGAUUUGACCUCGCUUUUUAAGUAGAAUUUGAUUGCUUUAAUAUGUGUGUUUUGUGAUGGUUGAAGUGAAUAAAUAAAGCUAGAGCGAUUAAAGGAAUCGCAUAUGUGGAAUUAGAGUUACUGAUUCGUGUAAAAGGUUGCAUUCAUCUGAGGCACUCUAAUGUUUUAGCUGUACUCUUCGGGUGGAUUACUCUCCGAUUUGAAGGAUCUUAGUAAAAAUAUUUGAACUGAGCAUAUUUUUUAUGUUAUGUGGUUGUUUGUUUGGACAGAAAUUGUGAAAUCCAUUACCUGGAAAGAUGAAAAACGUUGGAAGGAUGGGAAUCCAUUACCUGCAGAGGCUGAAUGCCGAAAAUGUUCCAAAGGACUUGAUAGAGAAAGCCCAGGUUCGUGUUAUUGAGGCAUCCCUGACACUCAUCCGCGAGAGGGCGAAGCUCAAGGGGGAACUUCUACAAGCUUUGGGAGGUGUGGCGGCUUCAGCAUCUCUUCUCGGAGUUCCCUUAGGACACAACUCUUCCUUUCUCCAGGGUCCUGCAUUUGCACCACCACGUAUAAGAGAAGCCAUUUGGUGUGGGAGCACAAAUUCCACCACAGAAGAAGGUAAAGAUCUUAAUGAUCCAAGGGUCCUGACAGAUGUUGGUGAUGUUCCAGUUCAGGAGUUACGAGAUUGUGGAGUUGAUGAUGAUAGAUUGAUGAAUAUAAUAAGUGAAUCUGUGAAGUUAGUGAUGGAAGAAGACCCAUUGCGGCCUUUGGUGCUAGGAGGUGAUCACUCUAUUUCAUUUCCUUCUGUGAGAGCCGUAUCUGAGAAGCUUGGAGGGCCUGUUGAUAUUCUUCACCUGGAUGCUCAUCCUGAUAUUUAUGAUGCUUUCGAGGGGAAUAAAUAUUCUCACGCAUCUUCUUUUGCUAGAAUCAUGGAGGGUGGUUAUGCUCGGCGAUUGUUGCAGGUUGGAAUCAGAUCAAUUACAAAGGAGGGCCGGGAACAGGGGAAGCAUUUUGGUGUAGAGCAAUAUGAAAUGCGGACAUUUUCAAGGGAUCGGAACCUACUCGAGAAUCUGGUCUAUCUUUCUCCCCCCCCCCCUCCCACCCAACACCCACCUUACAGUCUUUUGUGUUACUCUGUUUUCCUCUCGCUGUCAAUAUCUCAAAAUUUGAGGAUUAUCAAUCUGAAACGAGUGUGAACAAUAAAUGAGUACAUGUCAAUCAUUGUGUACAAUAUGCAGUUUUUCAAUGUCUUUUGAACUUUUGAAUUUAUUUCUGAGGCUUGAGCUCUGAUUACCAUGUUAGGUAUAGUACUACCAGUAAUCAAGUUUUGAUUAUUAAUCUGUCGCAAAAAUGAGAGUUAUAAACAAUAUCAAAGAAUCAAAUUUGUUCUUGCCAGCAAUUGUGUAUAUUUCUGUCGAUUUGGACUGUAUGGAUCCAGCAUUUGCACCAGGAGUUUCUCACAUUGAGCCAGGAGGCCUCUCUUUUCGGGAUGUUCUCAACAUUCUUCAAAACCUUAAAGGUGAUGUGGUUGCUGCUGAUGUUGUGGAGUUCAAUCCACAGCGAGACACUGUUGAUGGGAUGACUGCGAUGGUUGCUGCAAAGCUAGUACGAGAACUGACUGCAAGGAUAUCAAAAUGACCGGGAUAUUGGAUCAGCCUGAAUAAGCACAUCGUAUGCGAUGUUGGUUGUGGUGCUACAGCACUUGGCCAAAAAAUUAGUUCUCCCGGUCAAGCCUGAACUAUAUCGAGGUGCAUAGGCUCCAUGGCUACAUGGUCAUGCCUUGUACUGACUGCGUCUUUUUAGACAGACUUUUAGUUGCGAAAUGGAGAAUAGAGUAACAGUUGAGACUUCCAUUAAAAUAUAUGUAUGCACUGUUUGAAUGCAACUGUUGAUUUGUUGAACGUGGUAGUGUUUUGGAUUAUGAUCGGAUCUUUAGAAUUGAAACAUUGGUGAUUUGUUUCCAUGUUAUUGAAUUGAAACACUGAUGAUUUGUUUA
Molecule: messenger RNA, 2669 nt
Organism: Salvia splendens (bonfire salvia)
Lineage: Eukaryota; Viridiplantae; Streptophyta; Magnoliopsida; Lamiales; Lamiaceae
Product: arginase 1, mitochondrial
Exons: 5
Coding region: 991-1869 (292 amino acids)
Molecular function (GO): agmatinase activity; metal ion binding
Source: RefSeq, a predicted model, not a curated record